AUGCUUGAAAUCUCAAUAUUUGAACUGAGAAGCACAGUAACAGAACUGGAAAAAAGACUUAGAAGUAUUGAAGAUGAAGGUAAUGAAUGGAAAACCAGAUAUGAGACACAAAUAGAACUGAACAAACAGCUGGAAAGGCAAAUUCAUAUUCUUUGGGAGAAGAUGGAGCUUAUUCGUGGCAAUCCAGCAGAUAAAUUGUCCAUUGUUCGCACCUUUGAUCAAAUGCCUCUGGGUGCCUUAAAGGAGGUUCUUAAACAACUAGAAGAAGAGAAGAAAAGUCUCCAGAAUCAGCUAAAAGACUAUGAACUUAGACUGGAACAAGAAGCAAAAGCUUACCACAAAGCUAAUGAUGAGCGGCGCAUGUACCUCUCCGAGAUCUUGCAGACCUCAGCUACACUUAAAAUUGGUGAAAGGCAAAAACCAGAUGCUCUGACAGGCAAGGGAGAAAACCAGAUACUGAGAGCGAGAUACAGUGUUCCAGGAAACCCGAAGAUGGUUAAUCCCCCAAAAGGAUCAAUUAAAAAGGCCGUGGGAGUGAAGCAGCUUCCAAAACUAAAGCACUGAUUUAAUAUUAAUGCCAAGAACUUCCAAUCACUUUUCAAAAAAUUUAAUUUAACUGAAAGUUUCUAAAUUGAAAAUGAAUGCAUUGGUGCCAUAUUAUAAUACCAAAGCCAGAUCGGCGUGUCUUCUUGGAAGCCUUAAUGUAGGUGUUCCUCUGCCUAACAGAAUUGUUCUCCUAGUUUGUUCUGGUGAUCUCUCACCCUUUCCAUUCUGGUUCUCAUCAGUGAUUCUGGGUGUCAGGGAGUUGGAAGCCUUGGAAAACAUUUCAUUUCUUUAUACACUAGGUAGAUCCUUGAACUCUUUGACUGCACAGCAACCAUUGAAAACAAACAAGCUUCUAACACUUUUGACCUCUCAACCAACAGGAAGAAAAAGGCAGAUUGAUGUAACCUGAAAUAUUAUCUCACUGCCCAAAACAGUAAAUCUCAGAUAAAAUUCCAUCCAAGGGCAUCCCCGUUCAGUAUAGGCGCCAAAGAGAGACUUUUAAGUGGUCUGAUGGCGGUACAGCUGAGUGUGCCUUUCAUUUGGCUUUUAAAAAGUCCGGCAGCAUAGUUUACUGGCCAGUCUGAUUUCUUACAUGAUACCACACCAUAGAGUGCCUUUACAGUAUAAAGUUGUUUUAUAUUCCAUAAGCUUUCUUACUCUAGCAGAGAAGACAAUACACCUCCAAAUAAGAACUUUUUUUAAAACUGGCUUGCCACAGAUCCUGUGUUGACCACCACUUUCUGUUUGCGUGGUUUAGAAGCACAGCACCAUUUCCAGCUGCUUUAGCCAGUAGU
This is a messenger RNA of Egretta garzetta (little egret), 1340 nucleotides long. RefSeq names its product coiled-coil domain-containing protein 169-like. Bases 1 to 564 code for a protein of 187 amino acids. The record is from RefSeq and is a predicted model, not a curated record. The transcript has 7 exons. NCBI's taxonomy places the organism in Eukaryota, Metazoa, Chordata, Aves, Pelecaniformes, Ardeidae.